AUGUGCUCUUGGGGAAUCUCCACACCUAAAAAGUAUAAAGUUGCGAUUUUUGACAUCCGGACACAGUUUUCUACCAAUGACAGUGAUUUUGGGGAUGUAGAAUGUGUUCUCAAAAGGCACACUAAUAUGUUUUCUCCUGAAGACUACAUUCGGGUUAUGAAGUCCUGUAGAAAGAAGCGUCCCAUUGAGGUGGUGAGCAUAGAAAAAAAAGACUUUGUUAGUACCAAGAAGCUUGAAAAGGUAAUAACUAAUAGAAAAAAAAGCUGUGAAGAGGAAAAGAUCAACUGGUUGAAAAUUAAAGAAAUUAAGGUUUUAAAAGAGAAGCCUUUUAGUAUCUUUAUCAAAACCCACGACGCCAAUUGA
Molecule: messenger RNA, 363 nt
Organism: Acanthoscelides obtectus
Lineage: Eukaryota; Metazoa; Arthropoda; Insecta; Coleoptera; Chrysomelidae
Source: the annotation of a GenBank genome assembly